Messenger RNA from Jatropha curcas, 1376 nucleotides. Its product is annotated as non-functional NADPH-dependent codeinone reductase 2. Gene Ontology annotation, molecular function: oxidoreductase activity, acting on the CH-OH group of donors, NAD or NADP as acceptor. The record is from RefSeq and is a predicted model, not a curated record. Lineage: Eukaryota; Viridiplantae; Streptophyta; Magnoliopsida; Malpighiales; Euphorbiaceae.
AACAGUAAAAUAAACUAGAUGAAAAAUAAAAGGAACUUGACGGAAACAGAGAGUGCUUUUCGCCACCAGCGCCAAAACCACCAAAUUUCCAUAAUUCACUUUCCGAAUCAUGAACAACGCAGCAGAAACACCAAAUUUCACACUGGCUUCCUCAUCCGGCCACCGAAAAAUGCCGGUAAUAGGCAUGGGCACAGCGGCCGACCCCUUCGAUGAAACUACAAUGAAGACGGCGGUACUGGAGGCCAUCAAGCUUGGCUACAGGCACUUCGACACUUCGCCACUAUACAAAUCAGAAAAACCUGUUGGAGAAGCCAUAGCUGAAGCUCUUAAACUUGGCCUCAUCGACUCUCGAGAAGAGAUCUUCAUUACUUCCAAGCUAUGGUGCUGCGAUUCUCAUAAUGAUCUUGUUAUCCCUGCUUUAAAGAAUUCCCUCCGGGCUCUUCAACUGGAUUACCUAGACCUUUAUUUGAUUCACUGGCCAAUUAGCUGUAAGCCUGGAAGAUUAGUAUUCCCACCGCCUAAGGAUGAGCUUCUCCCAAUGGACUUCAAGUCAGUAUGGGCAGCCAUGGAGGAGUGUCAACAGCUUGGCCUAACAAAGGCUAUUGGAGUCAGCAACUUCUCUUGCAAGAAGCUUCAGCACUUACUUACCUUGUCUAAAAUUCGCCCUUCAGUAAAUCAAGUGGAGAUGAAUCCGCUCUGGCAACAGAAGAGGCUUAGAGAAUUCUGUAGGGCGAAUGAUAUCAUUGUCACUGCUUACUCUCCUCUGGGAGCAAAGGGGACUCGCUGGGGAAGCAGUUUGGUUAUGGACAAUGAAGUACUAAAUGACAUUGCAAAGGUUCAUGGCAAGAGUGUUGCUCAGGUUUGUCUGAGAUGGGUGUAUGAGCAAGGAACAUCUAUUGUAGUCAAGAGCUAUAGAAAAGAAAAACUGAAGGAGAAUAUGGAAAUCUUUGACUGGGCAUUAUCAAAGGAGGAUCAUGACAAAAUCCAAAAGAUCCCACAAAAAAGAUUACAGCCUAAAGAAGAACUGAUCUCAGCUAAUGGACCAUACAAAUCACUUGAAGAGCUAUGGGAUGGUGAGAUUUAACCUGAUGUCUUAUAAAUAGAUGGGAUAUUAAAACAUGUGACUUGCAAUUUGCAAGUUGGAUGAUCUUUGCUAUCGAAAACAGAAUCCUGAAGAGUGAUGUGAAAAUGUGUAGUAAGCUCUCACUCUUCCUUGACCAUUGUUUUGUAACCACCUUAAGUUUUGAGGGCAUGUUUAUGUUUGUGUGAACUGAAGCAACAGAGUCUAUAGAGAGCUCUUGACCAUUGUUUCCUAACCACCUUGAGUUUGAGCGCAUAUGAAAAUAAUUGUUUACAUUAAAAUAUUUUCUCAAUCA